Musa acuminata subsp. malaccensis (wild Malaysian banana) is the source of this 921-nucleotide messenger RNA. The record is from RefSeq and is a predicted model, not a curated record. Lineage: Eukaryota; Viridiplantae; Streptophyta; Magnoliopsida; Zingiberales; Musaceae.
UUCACCAUCUCCUUUUUACCUUCUGUUGCUGGAUUUCUUUGUUCGGUUGUUUCGUCCUUGGGCUUCACUUACAUGAGAACAGAGGUGAACUCCUUGGACCUCAACAACUUCCCGGAGGAACAUGGGAAGGAAGCGUUUGACGGAAGCUCCCCUUCCACGGCCAUCGACAGGUUUAAGAAGAAGAAGAAUGGAGGAAAGGACGAGUCUUAUAAGGUAUACGAGUGCCGGUUUUGCUCGCUCAAGUUCUGCAAAUCUCAAGCAUUGGGUGGCCAUAUGAACCGGCAUCGACAAGAGAGGGAAGUCGAAACGCUGAAUCGUGCUCGCCAACUCGUGUUCAGCAAUGAAGGUCCGGUCGCCGCCGCCGCCGGUCACAUGGGCUUCAGCGAUGCUAGUUAUGGAGUCUCGCAGACUAUACCUCUGGGAGAUUUCCAGCACGGAGGCGACAAUAUCUGCGAGCAAUUUCUACCAGUUUUCCACAUUCCACCAACACAAUCGCCACAACCACCGCCGUUUUGUUCAUGCAUUGGCCCUUCCAUCUCGUCACACUCAAACCCCUACAUCCGAGACUACGAUAAUGGGCGUGUCCCAACAGCGAGGUGGCGCCACCAGCAUUAUGUCUCAGCGACUGCCAACUUCACGUGCUUCGGAGUUCCUCUGGCGAACACAUCGCAAAUGGAUGGAGUGGUAGCACAAGUUGUCAGGGACAACAUGAGGGGCCACUGGUAACUACGAAAGAUGCAAGGAAGCGGAGCUAGCUGCAGCCAUGGACAUGGCUAGUCGGUGGUUUCCUUUUCUCCAUGGACUGAUCCAGCUAUGGAUUCCGAUGUUAAAUUGGUCGUUCCCAGCUUUCAUGAGUUCCUUUACGAUCGCCAUUGUCAUGGAAAGGGGAGACAUGAGGUGAAAUCGGUGUCGGAAUUCACA